This is a messenger RNA of Letharia lupina, 777 nucleotides long. RefSeq lists its product as uncharacterized. Gene Ontology annotation, molecular function: thioredoxin peroxidase activity. Gene Ontology annotation, biological process: cell redox homeostasis; cellular oxidant detoxification; cellular response to oxidative stress. The record is from RefSeq and is a predicted model, not a curated record. NCBI's taxonomy places the organism in Eukaryota, Fungi, Ascomycota, Lecanoromycetes, Lecanorales, Parmeliaceae. Gene Ontology annotation, cellular component: cytosol; mitochondrion. The transcript has a single exon. The coding region runs from base 1 to 777 and encodes 258 amino acids.
AUGGCAUCAUCCCUUACUCGCUCAGCUCCCCGGUCUUUGACAGCUCUGAACUUUUCCCUUCGCGCUACUCGUCCCUCUACCUCCCCCUUCCUCCGCCGAGGACUUGCAACAGCCACCGAGGAGCAACCACGGUUACGGUUAGGAAGCAUAGCCCCCAAUUUCUCCGCCAAAACUACACAGGGUGAUAUUGACUUCCACUCAUGGCUCGGCGGAAAGUGGGCCAUCUUAUUCUCUCACCCAGCAGACUUCACCCCAGUCUGCACCACGGAGCUUGGAGCUUUUGCGAAACUGAAGCCCGAGUUUGACAGAAGAGGUGUGAAGAUGAUUGGACUCUCCGUCAACGACCUCUCUUCCCACGGCCGCUGGAUUGCCGACAUUAACGAGACAUCCAAGACCAAGUUGCAGUUCCCCAUAAUCGCAGAUGCCGAUCGCAAGAUAGCAUAUACAUACGACAUGGUUGACGCCCAAGACGUGACGAACAAAGACGAGAAGGGUAUCGCGUUUACUAUAAGGAGCGUCUUUGUGAUCGAUCCCCAGAAGAAGAUUAGGUUGACAAUGAUGUACCCGGCCAGCACGGGCAGGAAUACAAGUGAAGUACUACGGGUGAUCGAUUCGUUGCAAACUGGCGAUGGGAAGGGUGUCACGACACCAAUUGACUGGAUACCUGGCGAUGAUGUUAUUGUACCGCCAAGCGUAUCCACGGAGGAUGCGAGGAAGAAAUUUGGGGAGGUUAGGGUAGUGAAGCCAUACUUGCGGUUUACGAAUGUUGGAAAGUAA